Molecule: messenger RNA, 477 nt
Organism: Ichthyophthirius multifiliis
Lineage: Eukaryota; Ciliophora; Oligohymenophorea; Hymenostomatida
Exons: 3
Source: RefSeq, a predicted model, not a curated record
AUGAAAGAAAGGCAAAAAAAUUAUAAUUUAUCAAAUGAACUUUAUUAAAAGUAAAUAUAAAAAUGCAUAGAAAUUUAAACAAUACAUAAAUAAGAUUCAGUAAAAAGAAAUUAAGUAUUCUCAAAUUAAAUGAAAACAUAUAUUGAAAAAUAUCAUAAAGAAAUGUCAAAAGUCUAUGCAGCUGAUGAAUUUUUAAGAGAAACAAAAAAAGUAGUUUAAUAAUAUUUAAAAAGAUUUAAACCAAAGAUGGCUUUGGAUUUGAAAUAAAUUUUAUCUGUAAGUAAAACAGCGUUUGAAGCCAAAAUUUUUAAUUAUAAAGGGAAUAAAAGUCAAAUAUAUAAAAAUGAUUUAUUUUAAAUUUAAGAACUUGACUAAUUUUAAGAAAAUGAUAUGAAUUUAGAAAAUCUAUAAAAAUAAAACUUUUUAAUAGAAAGUUCAAUAUAAAAUAAAAAAAACUUAGAUUAAAAUAAUCUUUGA